ACUUCACUCAUGGCGGGGAGCCUGAGCUUCUCGUCCGCGCUGCUGCUCCUGCUCAACAUGGCGAGCGCGUUGCUCGCCCCUUCCGCUCUUCCCCGCGCCCCGGCCUCCGUGGGCGCCACCGCCGACGGCGGGGACGGGGACAUCGACUUCUUCUUCUUCCCGUUCCUAGUCUUCUACAAGAGCGGCCGCGUCCAGCGCUUCAUGGGCACGGACACCGUGCCGGCCUCCACGGACCCCGCCACCGGCGUGGACUCCAGGGACGUCGUCGUCGACGCCGCCGCGGGCCUCGCCGUGCGCCUUUACCUGCCUAGUCUCGCCACCAACUGUACGGGCACGACAGUGACGGACGACGACGGCUGUGGAAGGGGAAGACUGCCGCUGCUCGUGUUCUACCACGGCGGCGCGUUCGUCACGGAGUCGGCCUUCUCGCCGACGUACCACAGGUACCUGAACGCGCUGGUGUCCAGGGCCCGAGUGCUCGCCCUGUCCGUCGAGUACCACCUCGCUCCCGAGCACCGCCUCCCGACGGGGUACGACGACGCGUGGGCGGCGCUCCGAUGGGCGCUCACUAACGCGAGGUCCGGGCCCGAUCCCUGGCUGUGGCGCCACGCCGACCUGGCGCGGCUGUUCCUGGCCGGCGACAGCGCCGGCGGCAACAUCGCACACAACGUGGCCCUGCGCGCAGGCCAGGAGGGCCUGGAUGGCGGCGCCACCGUCCGGGGCCUCGCGCUGCUGGACCCCUACUUCUGGGGGAAGCGCCCUGUGCCGUCGGAGACGAGCGACGAGGACACGCGGCGUUGGCACGAGCGGACGUGGAGCUUCGUGUGCGGCGGGCGCUACGGGAUCGACCACCCGGUGAUCAACCCGGUGGCCAUGCCGCGGGAGGAGUGGCAGCGGCUCGCGUGCGCGCGCGUGCUGGUCACCGUAGCGGGGCUGGACAUGCUCAGCGCGAGGGGCCGUGCGUACGUCCACGCGCUCAAGGCAAGCGAGUGGCGCGGCGACGCGGAGCUGUACGAGACGCCCGGCGAAUAUCACGUCUACUUCCUGGACAAGCCAGACAGCGAGAAGGCGGCGAAGGAGAUGGACGUUGUAGUGAACUUCAUCAAUGGCGGUCAAGUGAACAAACCAGCUUCAAGAAUGCUCACCUGAUGGUGCUUAUUUUGAUAGGUUAAUUGUUAUAAGUGCCACUGCACUGGUGUCAGUUGGCUAUCUUGUAAAAUGCGGUGGGAUUAUUUCAUCAAGCUAUGAAAUAGGCUUUUCAUAA
Molecule: messenger RNA, 1264 nt
Organism: Zea mays
Lineage: Eukaryota; Viridiplantae; Streptophyta; Magnoliopsida; Poales; Poaceae
Product: probable carboxylesterase 12
Exons: 1
Coding region: 10-1149 (379 amino acids)
Molecular function (GO): hydrolase activity
Source: RefSeq, a predicted model, not a curated record